Messenger RNA from Impatiens glandulifera, 1057 nucleotides. RefSeq lists its product as uncharacterized. NCBI's taxonomy places the organism in Eukaryota, Viridiplantae, Streptophyta, Magnoliopsida, Ericales, Balsaminaceae. The transcript has 2 exons. The record is from RefSeq and is a predicted model, not a curated record. The coding region runs from base 484 to 840 and encodes 118 amino acids.
UAAUUUUCUUCAUCUUCAAAACUCAGAACUCUCUCUCUCUCUAUCUAUCUAUAUCUCAAGUGUAAGCAUCAUCAGUCUGCUGCCUUCUCAGUUCUCUCCAUCUCCCCUUUAUCUCUUUUUGCCUUUGCUUCUUCUUCUUCUACAUGGCUUGUUUCCUUCUCAUCUGAGAAAAAAUAAUAAAGAUUCAUUCUUUACUCUGAUUAAACAUUGAAUCGAUUUAGAUACAGUUUCUCUAUGAUCUGAGUAUUCAUUCGCUGAUAUUGUUUCUAUCUUAUCUCUUUCGAACUAUUCUAAUCGAUAACUCAUUCUAUGGUUGCUGUUUUUUUUCUUCUGAAUCCGUGAGAUUUAUAAAUUACAGACAAAUGGGUUUUCUCUUGGAGAUGCAAAUGACGGCUGUUUAUGAUGAGAUGAGUUUAUUUGCUUGAAUUAUAUAAAUCGCAAGAGUAUACUAGAGUAGAGUAGAGUAGAAAGAGAGCUGAAGUUAUGGGUAGAGGCAGAGGAAAAGGGAGGAAAUCAACAGGUCGUGAAGAUGUUGUCAAUGGAGAUGAAGAUAAGGUUCCGGUUCAGAGAAGAAGGGGAAGACCCCAGAAAUUGUUUAAAGGAGAAAUGGAUGAAGAAGUGGAGAAGAUUGAAGUAGAGGAGAAUCCAGGAAUGUUAAAUGAGAAGAAGAGGAAAACAUCUUCAGAGGAAAAAGAAGUAGGAGGGAUUGUUGAUGAUUUGGAAGAAGAUGGAAAUGGUGCCGAUGGUCCUCCGGUCAGAUCAGUUGGGUUCAGGCAAAAUGGGAGCAGAAGAAAGAAUAAACCUCGCAGAGCUGCUGAAGUUGGUGUUGAGUGCAACUGAUAUCUUCUAUAUCUUCUAUAUCUUCUUCCUUGAUUCAUCCAUUGGAAUGAGUUCUUCAUUUAUUUCUGAAUCUUUGGUAAAAGCCAGUUGUUACAUUAUUUGAGAUGGGUUUUUAUUGGCCUGAUCCUCAAAUCUUUUUCUUCUUUUUGGGAGUUUGAUUAUUGUAAUGUGGAGACAGUUUGAUUGGUUGGUACAACUUGUUGGAUUUUCAGUUGUC